CGCUCAGCCCGGACGCCAGCGCUCAGCCCGCGCCGCGCGGGGUGCCUGUCGGGACAGCCAUGGCUACUUUCCGCUUGGCCCUCAUCCAGCUUCACAUUUCUUCCAUCAAAUCAGAAAACGUCACUCGAGCCUGUAGCCUCAUCCGGGAGGCAGCAGCGCAAGGAGCCAAAAUCGUUUCUUUGCCGGAAUGCUUUAAUUCUCCAUAUGGAGUGAAAUAUUUUCCUGAAUAUGCAGAGAAAAUUCCUGGUGAAUCCACACAGAAGCUUUCUGAAGUAGCAAAGGAAUGCAGCAUAUAUCUGAUUGGAGGCUCUAUCCCUGAAGAGGAUGCUGGGAAAUUAUAUAACACCUGUACUGUGUUUGGGCCUGAUGGAACUUUACUGGCAAAGUACAGAAAGAUCCAUCUGUUUGACAUUGAUGUUCCUGGGAAAAUUACAUUUCAAGAAUCUAAAACAUUGAGUCCGGGUGAUAGUUUCUCUACAUUUGAUACUCCUUACUGCAGAGUGGGUCUGGGCAUCUGCUAUGACAUGCGGUUUGCAGAGCUUGCACAGAUCUACACACAGAGAGGCUGCCAGCUGUUGGUAUAUCCAGGAGCUUUCAAUCUGACCACUGGACCAGCCCAUUGGGAGUUGCUUCAGCGAGGCAGAGCUGUUGACAAUCAGGUGUAUGUGGCCACAGCCUCACCUGCCCGGGAUGACGAAGCCUCCUAUGUUGCCUGGGGACACAGCACCGUGGUGAACCCUUGGGGCGAGGUCUUAGCCAAAGCGGGCACAGAAGAAACAAUCGUGUAUUCAGACAUAGACCUGAAGAAGCUGGCUGAAAUACGCCAGCAAAUCCCCAUUUUUAGACAGAAGCGAUCAGACCUGUAUGCAGUGGAGAUGAAAAAGCCCUAAAGUUUCUGUUUGUAAUGUGUCAGAACUGGAAGAUAUGAUCCUUCAACAUAAUCAACUCCCCAUUAAAAUCUUUAAUGAAGAUUUUUUUCUUUAAA
Messenger RNA from Saimiri boliviensis boliviensis (Bolivian squirrel monkey), 985 nucleotides. The record is from RefSeq and is a predicted model, not a curated record. NCBI's taxonomy places the organism in Eukaryota, Metazoa, Chordata, Mammalia, Primates, Cebidae.